Molecule: messenger RNA, 1238 nt
Organism: Aphis gossypii (cotton aphid)
Lineage: Eukaryota; Metazoa; Arthropoda; Insecta; Hemiptera; Aphididae
Product: box C/D snoRNA protein 1
Exons: 6
Coding region: 344-1114 (256 amino acids)
Biological process (GO): snoRNA localization; box C/D snoRNP assembly; maturation of LSU-rRNA from tricistronic rRNA transcript (SSU-rRNA, 5.8S rRNA, LSU-rRNA)
Cellular component (GO): nucleus; pre-snoRNP complex
Source: RefSeq, a predicted model, not a curated record
AAUAAUAAAUAAAUACAAAAUACAAAGCCAUGCGGCAAUAGCGGCAUGUCGCAUGCGGAAAUUUGAUGUUACUUGUUUAUGGAACUUAAUUUUUUCAUUUUCAUUGAGUGAUUAGUUCGUAUUUUCGUAAUCUUUUUUUUUUUUUAAUUCUUUUAUAAUAACCCAACAUCGAUAUUUAAUCUUAAGAAAAUUAAUUAAUACGACCACAUAAUUUCCAAUGUACUACUACCUGUAAAGUUCAAUUUAUAAUGUGUAUUGCUAAAGUGUUUUAAAAAACUACACCUAUAAUUUAUGUACAAAAUUCUGCUAAAAUAUAUAUUGUGGUUUUUGUUAAAAAAAAAAUAUGGAAUCAAAAAAUCGAUUGGGCUAUUGUGAAGUGUGCGACAAUGAUGUUGCUAAAUACUGUUGCCCAAGGUGUGAAGUUAAAACUUGUAGUUUAUCAUGUGUAAAUAUUCACAAAAAAGAAUUAGAUUGCGAUGGAAAGAAAUAUAAAACAGGGUUUAAAAGAUUAGAAAACUUUACUGAUGCAGAAAUGAGUCAAGAUUAUAGACUUAUGAAUGAGUUUAUUGAAGCUGUUGGUGAAUUUAAAAUGAAAACCCAACGAAUAUGCAAUUUAUCUCCAGUAUUCCGGAGAUUACGUUAUCAAGCAUAUCAACGAAAUAUACGUUUACAGAUCUUACCUAAAUCUACUUUGAACAAAAAUAAUACUUCUUUUUUUAAUCAUAAAAUUAAUAAAAUCUUUUGGCGUAUAGAUUGGACAUUUCAUGGCACAGAUGUGAAAUACAUAACCCACAAAGUCCCGGAGUAUCAAAAAAUAAAUAACAUAGUUAGAGACUAUUUCACGACAGAGUUUCAUGAUGAUGAAACAAAAGAAAAAAUGCAAUUUUAUGUUUCAGCCGGAAUCAAAGGUGUCAUAUUUUUAAUGAAAACACCAUAUGGAAAAUAUUAUCAACUUGAUUCUGAGGACUCGAUAUUGUACAGCUUAAGAUAUAAGACAAUACUGGAAUAUCCAGAAAUAUUAAUUGUUUUAUCUAUCCAUAAAGACACAUUUAGUGAUCUUCUUUAUAUUGAGAAUUCAACAUUUAAUAACAAUAAAUCAACAACUAUGACAUAAUGGUUAAUAAAUUGUUAAUCUUUAUCUGGAUAAACUAAGAGAUUAAUGUUUUUCAUAAUUUGUGGUCAUCUUUAAUAAAAUAUUUUUAUUGCUAUAAGUAUAAAUAAAGUCUUAUCUAAAACAA